Molecule: messenger RNA, 1776 nt
Organism: Aureobasidium namibiae CBS 147.97
Lineage: Eukaryota; Fungi; Ascomycota; Dothideomycetes; Dothideales; Saccotheciaceae
Product: DRMBL-domain-containing protein
Exons: 1
Coding region: 1-1776 (591 amino acids)
Biological process (GO): double-strand break repair via nonhomologous end joining; protection from non-homologous end joining at telomere; interstrand cross-link repair
Molecular function (GO): 5'-3' DNA exonuclease activity; damaged DNA binding
Source: RefSeq, a predicted model, not a curated record
AUGGAGCAAGAGCAACUCAAGCAAGAAAACGGAGAAGAUGACGGUUUCCAGGACGACAGCUUUCAGGAUGACAGUAUCGAAAGUCUAGAGGAGAACGCUCCUACAUGUCCAAUCUGCAGUGUCAGCCUGGCUGGAGUCGCUGAAUCAGAUGCUGGCGUCCAUGUUAACAACUGCCUCGAUGGCAAUCCCACACCAUUGCCCGAAAAAAAGGACAAGCCCUCGCCAGUCACUAUUUCCUCAGCACACUUCAAGAAGCCUGUCCGGCCAGCAAAGCCUGCUCAAUCACAACCCCUCGGCGCCCAUACCUCAAGUUCUGCCUUCUCGAAACUCAUGACCAGCCGAUCCGAAGAUAUGGCAUGGGCCAAUGCUGCCGCUGCCGAAAAUGCUUCUCGUGGAAAGCCAAGUUACACACGCACAUGUCCUUUCUACAAGAUCUUACCUGGCACCAAUAUAGCUGUCGAUGCUUUCAGAUACGGCGCUGUCGCUGGUUGCAACGCCUACUUCCUGAGUCAUUUCCACAGUGAUCACUAUGUUGGUCUCACGAGCACCUGGACACAUGGCCCUAUCUAUUGCAGUAAGGUCACUGCAAACCUGGUCAAACAACAAUUGCGCGUCAAUCCCGAGUAUGUCAUUGCUCUAGACUGGGAGAAACCGACAGAAGUGCCAGGUACACCUGGUGUCAUGGUGACUAUGAUCUCAGCAAACCACUGCCCUGGCUCAUCGUUAUAUCUAUUUGAGAAGCCUCUGAGUAAAGGACCGGACCCAAAGCUACAGCGCAUCUUGCAUUGUGGUGAUUUCAGAGCGUGUCGCAUGCACCUGCAACAUCCUCUGCUUCGACCAGAUGUGCAAGACCAUAUUACAGGAAAGAACAAGGAGCAGAAGAUCGACGUCUGCUACCUCGACACGACCUACCUGAACCCCAAAUACGCGUUCCCCGAGCAGGAAGACGUCAUCAAAGCAUGCGCAGACAUGUGUGUGAGAUACAACGACGACCCUCUAGUCCUCGACUCCCUCAAGUCAGAAAGUGCAGGCAUGGCAAACUUUGUCCGCAAAGACUCCCAGCCAACAUUCAAGCAAGAAGACUCUGAACUCGCCAUCAAGCAAGAACCUUCAGAUACGACAGAACUGAAACUCCACAACAACGGCAAGCUGACUAGCACAAAAGCCGCUCGAUUGCUGGUUGUGGUAGGCACCUACUCAAUCGGCAAGGAACGCAUCUGCAUCGGCAUCGCCAAAGCACUCAAGUCAAAAAUCUACGCACCACCAGCUAAACAGCGCAUCUGUCGUGCUUUGGAAGACCCUGAAUUAAGUGGCUUGCUCACCACAGACCCCAGAGAAGCUCAAGUACACAUGACACCUAUCUUCGAAAUCCGCGCCGACACCCUCGACGAUUAUCGCCAAGGCUACGCCGACCACUUUGACCGCUGCAUCGGAUUCCGCCCCAGCGGCUGGAACUACAAACCACCCUCUUCUCGCCUCGAUACCCCCAACGUCGCCAACAUCCUCUACUCCACCUCGUGGAAAUCAUCCUAUUGCAUUAAAGAUCUUUCGCCACAACGAGGUAGCACGAACAGAGCAAAGUGCUUUGGAGUGCCCUACUCUGAACACUCGAGUUUCCGAGAGCUGAGCAUGUUUUGUACGGCUUUGAGGAUUGAAAAGAUCAUUCCUACUGUUAAUGUCGGGAGUGCGAAGGGCAGGGAGAGGAUGAAGGGGUGGGCGGAUAGGUGGAUUGCGCAUAGGGAGAAGAAUGGGUGUUUUGAGGUCAAGGAUUGGUAG